Molecule: messenger RNA, 1631 nt
Organism: Papaver somniferum (opium poppy)
Lineage: Eukaryota; Viridiplantae; Streptophyta; Magnoliopsida; Ranunculales; Papaveraceae
Product: flavonoid 3',5'-hydroxylase 1-like
Exons: 2
Coding region: 594-1631 (345 amino acids)
Molecular function (GO): heme binding; monooxygenase activity; iron ion binding
Source: RefSeq, a predicted model, not a curated record
UCAAAAAAAAAAGAAAAAGUGUUCUCAAUAAUCCAGGAAUGGAGGCAUUGUCAGGGUUGUGGGAAGCCAAGAUUCAACACAGCGAACUCACUCCAGCAGUUCUUAUAUCUGCGGCCGUCGUAGUCGCGAUUUCGUGGUACAUCUGGGUUUACAAGAAGCAAGUUCAUAAGUUACCACCUGGUCCUCCAGGGUUACCUAUAGUCGGAAACAUCCCAUUCAUUGAUCCGGAGUUACACAAGUACUUUGCCAAAUUAACCAACAAAUAUGGACCCAUAUUUAAGCUCAAAUUAGGCAGCAGGCUUCUCAUUGUUUUGGGUUCACCAGAAUUAGCAGCGGUUGUCAUGAAAGAACUCGACUCCACAUUUGCAAACCGGGCUCCUACAGUAGCAGGAAAGACCAUCAGCUAUAAUGGUUCAGACAUGGUAUUUGCUAACUACGGUCCACACUUGCGCAACGUACGUGCCUUGUGCGUUCGAGAGAUUCUGAGUAAAAACGCUCUCGAUUCAUUCUCAACUCUUCGCCAGCAGGAAGUUAGAAAAUGAGUCAGAAGUUUGUACGCGAAGGUUAACACUCCGGUAAACAUAAGAGACGAGAUGUUUCUCAUAAUGCUUAAUGUGAUAACGAACAUGAUGUGGGGCGGUACAUUUAAUAAUGAAGAGAAGAUUAAAAUUGGCUUGGAAUUUCGGAAACGAGCCGAAGAAGUCUUGGAUUAUUUAGGGAGAACCAAUAUUUCUGAUUUUCUUCCUGUUCUAGCGAGGUUUGAUCUUCAAGGUGUAGAACGACGUCUGAAAGAGCUAAUUUCGUGGUUAGACCCGUUCUUCGAAUCCAUGAUUGAUAAGAGGAUGAAACUUGAUCAGGAGAUAAAACUAAAUGGAGAUCAAGAUGGUAAGGAGAACAAAGUCAAGGAUUUCUUACAAGUCUUUCAACAACUUCAAGACCAAGGAGAUUCCAAAGUUCCUUUUACCUUUACCAACCUCAAGGCCUUGUUCAUGAAUUUGGUGGUCGGAGGCACAGAUACAGCAGGAGGGGCGGUAGAAUGGGCGAUGGCCGAGUUGAUAAAAGAACCCAAGAUCAUGAAAAGAGCCUUAGAAGAGUUGGAAAAUGUUGUAGGGAAAAACAACAUUGUAGAAGAAUCUCAUAUACCCAAUUUACCUUAUUUGGAUGCAAUCAUAAAAGAAACAUAUCGCUUGCAUCCCGGAGUACCGCUAUUGGUUUCUAGGUGUCCAAGUUCAACGUGUAACGUGGGAGGUUAUGUGAUCCCUAAAGGAGCUCAAGUUCUUAUGAAUACAUGGGCAAUCCAAAGAGACCCCAAAUAUUGGGAUGAUCCAUUAGAAUUCCAUCCAGAGAGGUUCUUGCAAACAACUAGCAAGUUCGAUUUUAUUGGGACGGAUUUCCGAUAUAUUCCAUUUGGUUCUGGAAGGAGGAGAUGUAUAGGUGUUCCUUUAGUGGAAAGGAUCGUUCCUUAUGCAUUAGCUUCUUUUUUGCACUCAUUUGAAUGGAGAAUGCCAGAAGGUGCAGAGUUUGAUCUUUCAGAGAAAUUUGGUAUUGUUUUGAAGACAAGUACCCCGUUAACUGCAAUCCCGUUGCCAAGGUUAUCUGAUCCAAACCUCUAUGCCAAGAAAGAGUACUAG